GUCAGUUGUCAGGUUGUCGGUUGUCGUCACUUGUUUACAUUUUCCGGCAUUUUGAAUUUUGCUACAUUUCCUUGCUUGAUCUAUCUUCCAAUCUGCUUGCUGAAAAAUAUUUGUUUGGUCUCUGCUUUUGAGUUUGGACUGUUUGGCUGUGGCAGUUUUGAGUGUUUUUGAAAAGAAUUGGAUAGAUUUAAGAUCAUGGAUAUAACACUCAACCAAUUGAGAGGCCGUCUCAGGGAGAUCAAUUCGAGAUUUGAUGCAGAAGGUGAAAAUGGCAGAGACAGAAGUCUGGAUCGUGGCAGGGAGCCACGCUGCAUGAGGCCAUCUCCUAACAGGGUGUAUGUAGCCAACAUUCCUUACGAAUUUCGUUGGCAAGAUCUGAAGGAUCUUUUUCGCACUAAUGUCGGUGAGGUGGCUUUCGUCGAGAUGUUCGUAGAUGACAGAGAUAACCCGAAAGGCAGCGGAAUAGUCGAGUUCACGGACUUUCUCUCUGUGGGCAAAUGUCUGACGGCUAUGCGCGGAUACGAAGUGAAAUGUGGGCAAAGUAGUCGCCAGUUGGUUGUAAGAUCAGACGAAGGCAACGUACGGGACAAACAUGGUAAUAUCAUCAGAGGAAAUGACAAAGGUGGUAACAACAUGAACAGGAAGAUGGACAGGAACAUCAAUAAUGAUUUCUCCAUGAAUAAUAUUGCACCUUUGUUGCCGAGAGAUGAUAUAAAUUGGGGUAACACUUAUGGUUUGAGUCCUCAGUUUCUCCAGUCUCUGAACAUCGAGCCUCCUCUAACUACUAGAGUUUUCGUUGCAAAUCUCGAGUAUAACGUAAACGAGAAAAAAAUCAGAGAAAUAUUCCGGCUAGCCGGCAAAAUCGUCGACCUUGAAUUGUCCUAUGACAAAGAAGGCAAAAGCCGCGGUUUCGGCAUCGUCGAGUUCGAUCAUCCGGUCGAGGCGGUCCAAGCCGUCUCCAUGCUCCAUGGUCAGCAUCUGUACGAUCGCAAGAUGAGUGUCAAACUCGACAGAGCCAAUGAGCAUCUCAAGUUGCCUGACGGCCUCAGGGCCGUCGGCAUGGGAUUGGGGGCCAAUGGGGAGCCCUUGAGGAACGUUUCUCUCAAUUUGUCAAGCAACAGUAGUGCCGCGACUGAAAGCGGCGGGGGGAUUUUGGAGAAUCUGGAGAGCGAUCCUUUGGAAUUGGCUAGCGCACUUUCAGGCUUGAGUAAGCUGACCGCCCUGACCAACAAGACGUCCAGCCUGCCCGCCCUGAGCCGCAGUCUGUUGGGCGGCAGCCUGUCCGACAUCACGUCGCUCGCCUCUCUGGUGGGGCAGACCUCAGCGCCGCCCCCGCGCCCCUUCGUGGCUCCCACGGCGCCGGCGGCCGACCGCCUUCGGGCGUUUUCGGAGGCGCACGACAAUGCGCGACGCCUGUUCGGCAGAGGCGUGGGCGGGGGGCCGUCGAUGGCGGGGGGGAGCGACAGGUCGAGGUUCUCCAAUGCCGGGCACUGAUUCGAUUCGGCUGGCAGAUGAUAUUACCUGGACGAAUCAAGAUGAGGUGGAAGAGUUUAUGACAUUUAAUCAUUUAAUCAUUUCUUGU
This is a messenger RNA of Phaedon cochleariae (mustard beetle), 1582 nucleotides long. Lineage: Eukaryota; Metazoa; Arthropoda; Insecta; Coleoptera; Chrysomelidae. The record is from the annotation of a GenBank genome assembly.